This is a messenger RNA of Lindgomyces ingoldianus, 1528 nucleotides long. RefSeq lists its product as uncharacterized. NCBI's taxonomy places the organism in Eukaryota, Fungi, Ascomycota, Dothideomycetes, Pleosporales, Lindgomycetaceae. The transcript has a single exon. Gene Ontology annotation, cellular component: mitochondrial intermembrane space. The record is from RefSeq and is a predicted model, not a curated record. Gene Ontology annotation, molecular function: phosphatidic acid transfer activity. Bases 195 to 1058 code for a protein of 287 amino acids. Gene Ontology annotation, biological process: phospholipid transport.
CCGCCCUCUCCGACCAUCAUCGCUUAUCUACCUCAUCCCAAUUGUCCUUGUACAAUUGGAUCAAUUUGAAAAUGCGAGAUCGGCCCUUACGAUAGACACCUCGUUUCUGGAGCUUCCGUCUGCUCAACAACGAGUCCUUCUCCACCAUCCUCAUCCUCUACCUUCCACCAAAUCCUCGCCUCAAAGUCCACAAAAUGGUCAAAUUCUACUCAUCAACGGAUACCUACUCCUACCCCUUCCCCGCCGUUACACUCGCCUACUUCCUCCGCUACCCAAACCCCUACUCCACGCAUGUGCUCUCCACCGACACCAUCGCCCGCCACUAUGACCCAGCAACUCAGCGCCUAACAACCAUCCGCCUACACCUCAAGCGCUCUAAGCUCCCUUCUGCCGUCCUUAAACUGCUACCGCGCUCCUUCCUCGGUGCCUCGGCUGGCGGCGACACACAGUCCUACAUCCUCGAGAAAUCCGUCGUCGACGUCCGCGAAGGCUGGAUGGACACAGAAUCCCAGAAUCUAGAGUUCACGGGCGUGUUGUCAGUUAUCGAGCGCCAGGAAUUCCGGCGGCCGAGGAGCCAGGCCGAGGAGGAGCUGAGGAUGUGGCAGGGUAUGGAAGGCGCUGCGCGUCGACACGGGUUUAUCAAAUUCAGCGGAGACGGGGGUGUAGAUGCUAAGAUCGAGGAUACGGGCGAGACAACGGAAGUCAAGAGCACAGUGACCUUGCACUCGCAUCUCGGUGAGAAGUGGAAGAAACGGAGGGCUGUUGAGGAUGCAGCAGGGGAUACGAGUGACGAGGAUCAGCCGCAGAAAAUGGGGUUUUUUAAGAGUUGGAGCACGAGUUCGCUGCAGCGGAGUAUUGAGUUGAUUGGAUUGAAGCGGGCGAGGAGAAGUCAGCCGAAUGCAAAAGAAGGGAUGAAGAUCGUGCUGGAGAGGAUGCGUGAGGGGGGCUUGGUUGCGGUGCUGGAGGGUAUGAGAAGGGAUCGUGAGGCUAUUGCUGGACAUCACCCGCACGGGUUCAAAACGCACUAUGGGAGUGGUAGGGGUGAGGAUGACGAAUAGUCCUCCCUCAACCCCCCUAUUGUACACGCCUCUCGAAAACUAAAUGUGGGGCACGGAGGCAUACAAACGUCCCGCAUACCCAGACCUAUAUCCAGCUACGAAAAAAACGACGGAGUAUAUUCUUGCCUUUUAACUGGUGGUUUAUCAUUUAGCGACGGCGUUGGUAUGGCGUUGUGGUUCCUCUCCCCCUCUCCUUCCCUCUCCCUCUCCCUUCCCCUACAUCCAUAUUUCGCUUCUUCCCCUCACUCCUUUGGGUGGUUGGGUUUUGUCUUAUUACUUCCUUCACUUCCACGGUUUUCUUCUGUCUCUCACCUAGGUUUGGGCUUGAAUCAAGGAGCUGGCUGGAGGUGUGCUUGGAACGCUCACGUGUGUAAAUAUAUCAUGAAUGAUUGGUUGAAGGGAGCUGUCGACAAUGGGGGCUGUAGUUUGGGUUGAGAAAAUGAAAUAUGAAAUUUUAAAAUCAACGCGAG